Molecule: messenger RNA, 4997 nt
Organism: Scaptodrosophila lebanonensis
Lineage: Eukaryota; Metazoa; Arthropoda; Insecta; Diptera; Drosophilidae
Gene: polybromo
Product: protein polybromo-1
Exons: 4
Coding region: 2-4939 (1645 amino acids)
Biological process (GO): chromatin remodeling
Cellular component (GO): RSC-type complex
Molecular function (GO): protein binding; chromatin binding
Source: RefSeq, a predicted model, not a curated record
CAUGCUAAGCCGUAAACGACGCGCCAGUUCGAUUUCCAGCCGCCAAGAUGAAGAUCCACUGCAGCUGGAUGAUUCGACACCCGAACAGUCGCCGCUGCAGCAACACACACAAUCGGCGCGAAAAAAGCGGCGCCUAGACCCAUCGGAAAUGUGUCAGCAGUUGUACGAUUCCAUACGCAAUAUCAAAAAGGAAGACGGCGCCACAUUGUGCGAUACAUUUAUACGAGCGCCGAAGCGACGGCAGGAGCCCUCCUACUAUGACGUGGUGGUAAAUCCCAUCGAUUUGCUCAAAGUGCAGCAAAAACUCAAGACAGACUCGUACGACGAUAUCGACGACUUGAUGAACGACUUGGAAUUGUUAAUAAGCAAUGCGAAGGCCUUCUACAAAGCGGACUCAGUUGAAUAUCAGGACGCAAUUGCUUUGUGGCAGCACAUUCAGGCGCAACGGCAGCGCAUUUUGGAGGCCAAUGGCUUUGCUGAGGAGGAGCCACGUGCUAAACGUAUGCCACGAAACGCGCGCCGAUUGACUGGCAGCACAGAGCCUGGUGGUGAACUGGAAGACGAUUUUAAUCAGUAUGAGGAACUAUUCGCAUCAAUUAUGACGGCAACAGAUCCAGUGAAUGACAGGCUUAUGCAUCGCAUGUUUUUGCUUCUGCCCUCAAAGAAGGUCUAUCCCGAUUAUUAUGAUGUGAUUGAGCAUCCCAUUGAUUUGCGUCUGAUUGCCACCAAGAUACAAAUGAAUGCCUACUCGUCGCUGGCUGAAAUGGAGCGUGACUUGCUGCAAAUGACCAAAAAUGCUUGCUUGUUUAAUGAGCCUGGAUCACAAGUAUAUAAGGAUGCCAAGGCAAUGAAACGCAUCUUCACACAGCGGCGCAUUGAGCUGGAGACCGGCAAAGGCAAGCUUGCCAAGCGCAUGCGGAAUCUUUCCAGUGCCAGUAUUGCGGCUCUCAAAGAAGAAGUGGAUAGCUCAGAGGAUGAGGAGACGCACAAAAAGGGUGAGGGGCCCAUGUGGGCGCUCUUUGAUCAUUUGUAUAAUGCGCCUGGAACUACCGAUCAUCCGGGCAUAACGGGCCCUCCUUUAGGAAACUCUCUGUGGAAGCUGCCCGUGCGUCGUUUUCAUCCGGAAUAUUUCGAGUUGAUCAAACGUCCCAUUUCUAUGAGCCAAAUACACAACAAAUUGAAGAAGGGUGACUACGCGAAUAUAAGUGAUCUCACUGGAGAUCUGUAUCUAAUGUUGGAUAAUGCUAAGAAGGCAUUUCCAGCCACACAUCGCACCCACAAAGAUGCCCUUAAGAUGCUGAAAAUUAUGAAUGCCAAGCUGGUGGAGGAAUCAUUGGAGGAAACUAGUGACUUGGAGGAGGACGAGAACGAUGAUGCAUUUGCGGCCAAUGCGCAGCCUGAGAAGCGGAAGCCUGGUCGCCCACGCGUCAACUCCAAUUCGAGUAUCCCACAUACACCCAUCAACUCGAACUCCCCUAAAUCGAAUCGGAUUGCUAUAAAUGCGGCCAUAAAAAAGAAAAUAUUGACAAUACAGAAAUAUCUGGUGGAUUAUUCUGUGGCAAAUCGGCGUCCGAUAGAAUUGUUUAUGGAGAAACCGCCUCGGAAAGUUUACCCGGACUAUUAUGAUAUCAUACAGAAUCCCAUCGAUAUGAACACAAUCGAACAUAAUAUACGCACCGAUCGAUAUGCGACCGUUGAGGAUGUGGUUUCUGACUACAGGUUGAUGUUCUCCAAUUGCCGGCAGUAUAAUGAGGAGGGCUCAAACAUAUAUGAAGAUGCCAACACCUUGGAGCGUGCGUUAAAUGAGAAGUUGAAAGAGUUUCCCGGGCUGGCCGAUGUUAAGAAACCCAUUCAGAAAUAUACAAAAUUGGGACGCCGGCCCAAAACCGCUCUAAUAAGCGAUCGUCUGUGGCAAUUCUAUGAAACGUUGCGCGAAUAUCAGGAGCCUAAGGGAAAACGGCAACUGUCCUUAAUCUUUACAAAGCUGCCAUCAAAGAAUGAGUAUCCCGAUUACUAUGACAUUAUAAAGGAACCCAUUGAUAUGGAGCGCAUUGCACAAAAGCUCAAGCAGAAUUCAUACGAGAGUGUGGACGAAUUAGCUGCCGACUUCCUGCUGAUGCUGGAGAAUGCUUGCAAAUACAAUGAGCCCGAUUCGCAGAUCUAUAAAGAUGCGCUGGUGCUGCAGCAAAUGACGUUGCAGCUGAAACAACAAAUGCGUACGGAACGCGAUGCUCUGCCCGAUGUUCCACUGGCCGUGCAAGAGCUCUUCCUCACGCUUUUUACCUCCCUCUACAAUCAUCAGGAUGAGGAGGGUCGUUGCUAUUCGGACUCGUUGGCUGAAUUGCCAGAAUACGAUGAGCUGCCCGAGGGUGGAAAACUAAGAGGUAUUUCCUUGGAUUUGGUCAAGCGUCGUCUGGACAAAGGCGCCUAUAAACGCCUAGAUACCUAUCAGGAAGACUUCUUCAGCUGCAUGGAACGAGCAAGAAAGCUGUCCCGCACCGACUCUGACAUCUUUCAGGACUCCAUUGAGCUGCAAACGUUUUUCAUACGCAAACGCGAUGAGCUGUGCAAGGAAACCUUAAGCUCACCUGCGUUAAACUUUACUCUGGAACAACUGCUGGCCGAUGUGGAGGUAACACGCCAGCAGAAAGCCGCUCAAGAGGUGCAGGAUCAGGAGGAGAAGGAUGAGUUCAGUAGCAGCGGCAAGGGCGAAAGCAUGACAAUUAAUCAGCAGGUUUACUCACCCGGCGACUAUGUGUAUGUACAGAUGCCGGAGAAUAAGAUACCGACUAUUGCGUGUAUCGAACGGCUGUGGACAACGCCUGCGAAUGAGAAAUUGAUGCAGGCUAAUAUUUUCCUACGACCACAUGAGACUUAUCAUGUGACCACGCGUAAAUUUCUGGAGAUGGAGGUGUUCAAGACCAGCAUUUCACAGACCAUUUCCAUGGACAAAGUUCUGGGCAUGACCAUGGUAAUGCACAUAAAAGACUACAUAAAACUCAGGCCCGAUGGGCUGCCCGAAAAGGACGUUUUUGUGUGCGAGUCGCGGUACAAUUUGCAGGGACGCUGCUUUAAGAAACUUAAGAAUUGGUCCUCGGCACGUGAUCAGAGUUCCAUAAAAUUUGUACCACGCGAGACUCCACUUGAAUUGAAGCGAGUAAUGUCCGUGUUCAAGGAGCGUAUUGAGAAGCAUAAGGGCGAAUUAGAAGAGCUCAAGUUGCAGGAAGCGCUCAUCGAAAAGGAGAAGCCCAAUGUGCAGUGCGAUGCGCCACCAAAUUCAGAGGACAGUAGCGUGUACUAUCAACAAUACAACACUAUAUGCAGUGGUGUCGUAAAAACCGGUGACUUUGUUUAUGUGGCCACGCAAACGGGCAAACAAUCAAUUGCACAGGUCCAGCAAAUUUGGGAGAAUCAGGGAAAAUCAUACUUUAAGGGUCCGUGGCUGUUACCACCAAAUGAAAUUUCUCCUCCACUAGGCAAGCAAUUCUAUCGCCAAGAGCUGUUGCUCUCCACCGUCGAAGAGAUCAGUCCUGUCAUUGGCAUUGUGGGGCGUUGUGCCGUCUUGGAAUAUUCCGAAUUCAUAAGCUCACGGCCAACGGAAAUUACUGAAUCUGAUGUCUAUAUAUGCGAAUCGGUCUACGACGAAAUGAAGAAGGCAUUACGGAAGUUGGUCGUUGGAAAUUUGCGUAAAUUUCAACACAGCGCUGAGGUCACACAGGAUGAGAUUUUCUACUUUAAGACGCCGAUCAAACCAGCCAAAGAUGUUAAAAAUGAUUUGAAUGAAUUAACCAUUCUGGAGGACUCCAUGGAUGGCGAUCCGCCCAGCGUAAAUUCAGACAUUGCCACAAUCUCGUCACCGGCACCAUCGGUCAACUCUACGCCACUCACCUCUAAGGUGAAAAACAAGACGGCCAAGAAGUGCCUCACUGGCUACAUACUCUACUCCAGCGAGGUGCGCAAAGGCAUUUGCCAAAGUAAUCCAGAUGCCAGUUUUGGUGACAUCUCGCGCAUGGUGGGCACCGAAUGGAAAAACCUGCCGGCCAGCGUUAAGCAGAGCUGGGAAGAUCGUGCGUGUAAACUGAAUGAAGAAUCUGCCGCCCUGCGACGCGAAAUGGACGAUCAGAACUGCGCCAGUCCAGCGCCCGCCUCCGCCCAGGACCCACCACCAAUUCUCACCUAUGAAUGCCAGUGGGACAAAUGCGAUUUUCAAUUCGAGGAACUACCCGAUUGUACGGAACAUUGCCUGUCCGAGGCUACUGGGCACAUACAGCGCCAUCCGCAGGCGGGUGUGGAACCGGAGUAUGUGUGUCUUUGGCGCAAUUGUCCGCGCAUUCGCAAGACAACCCAGGCUUUUCCCAAUUCACUUCGUCUUAUUAAGCAUGUGCGUGAGGUGCAUUUGAAUAAGGGCGGCAAAGUGGUGCCAGUCUCAGAGCGUAGCAAGAACUUUGUGCCCCGCAAGCAGAAAAUACAGCCCCAAACGGCCAAUGCCACAACGAGUGUGCCCAACAAUACUCUAUCUCCGCGGGCCGCCAACACUUCGGAGGCAGCUCAGCAACAGCUGCAAAUGCAACAACAGCAGCAGCAGCAACAACAACAGUUGCAGCAGCAACAACAGCAGUCCAUCGUGCUCGGCCCACCGCCAGAGCCAAUGUUUGUGACAGUGCCGCCGCGUGCCCAACGGGUCAUCCACUCGGAGGCGUACAUCAAGUACAUCGACAGUCUGCAGUCUGGCAGUCAUCUGAAUGUAGCCAACUGCAAUAAUGGUUGGCGCAAGGCCCUCUCACCUGUGACGCCCGCUCAGCUGGUCAAGCCCCAACUGCCCAUCCAUUGGCUGGGACCCAAUGCCCAAGCCAAUGGCGCUAACGUCGUACAAGCCCUUUGUCAUUUACGCAAUUACAUGCUUGACGAUGUUCUCCAGAUUCGACGCAACUGCAAUUAGUUCUAAGUUCUUGUAUAAGUUCAAAAGUUUAGCACUGCGAUGGCACUGUGUCCAAUGA